Messenger RNA from Nematocida major, 417 nucleotides. RefSeq lists its product as uncharacterized. NCBI's taxonomy places the organism in Eukaryota, Fungi, Microsporidia. The transcript has a single exon. The record is from RefSeq and is a predicted model, not a curated record. The annotation marks the transcript as partial.
AUGACGGCAGAGUUGGGAGAAAUGGAAGGAAAAAACAAAUUCGUAGAAGGCGUGGAAUGCAAAACCGAAGCAGAGCCAGGAACGAUGGUGAGAGCGCAAGCAAGAGAAGGGCCAGAGGCAAUGAGAAAGCCGGUGCUAGAAUACCUAGAUCGGCUGGAAAGGGCGGGCGUGGUUAGGGGGGGUGAGUCAAGGUGGAGAAGUCCAACAAAGUUUGUACCCAAGCCGGAUGGGAGGAUGGGACCAGCCAGUCAAAUGAUGGCGUUGAACGGCCUAAUGGAAAAGGGGCACGUACACACUGCUGAAAACGAAGAGGAUACUGCAGAGAGUGGAAGGGUUGGCGUGGUUUACGUUGAUAGACUUGGGAGACGGAUACUGGCAAACACAGGCACGGGGAGAAGACAGGCACAAGACGGCGUU